Protopolystoma xenopodis is the source of this 321-nucleotide messenger RNA. The record is from the annotation of a GenBank genome assembly. Lineage: Eukaryota; Metazoa; Platyhelminthes; Monogenea; Polystomatidea; Polystomatidae.
GAAUGGAGUGGAGUAGAGUGGAGUGGAUGUCACUUGACUGGAUUCGAUUCGAUUCGAGUGCAGUGGAGUGGAUUGGAGUGGAGUGGAGUGGAGUGGAGUCUAGUAAAGUGGACUGUUAACCUGCCCAAGCUACCCACGUCCCGAAUGCUAAUCCGGUUGGGGCUGCCGAUGCUGGAGCCUGGCGUCGAGUGGCAAUCGUCGGAUUAUGAGCCAAACUGCACCACUCGUGCUUACCUCACUUUGCACCAGCCGGGCAGACUCGGUUCGUAUUCAAGCGCCGCUGCCAGUCUCCAGACCAGUGUCCUACGCGGCAGAACAUGA